CCGCAGUCUAUACUUAAUGUACGAGUUGUUCACUUAGGUAUUGUAAUCUUUCCUGCUAUUAGUAUACCGCCAGUCUUCUACUUCGUCACCAGCACCGGCUUGCAGAAAGGGUUACACCUGGGUUAGGAUGGAUCACGCAGUGACCAUAGCGCAAGACGUCGACCGGGACAGCACGAACAGUGAUGAAGGCCAAGUGCACCUUGAAGUGGACGAGAAGGACUCGCCCGUCUUCCUCGCAUGGAAAGGGCUAACUGUGAACGCUCGAAGGGCGAAGCGGCCACUCCUCAUAGACGUCACUGGAAAAAUCACAAACGGAUUCUACGCUAUCAUGGGCCCAUCUGGCAGCGGCAAGUCCACGCUGCUCAACACUCUCGCAUGCCGCCUGGACCAGGGCGUGUCGGUGAAGGGGGAGCUCAAGCUGAACGGGCAGGACUACUCCAAUGCGGAGCUCAAGAAGAUCUCGGGCUAUGUCAUGCAGGACGACCUGCUGAAUGCGCAUUUGACGGUGGAGGAGACGUUGAUGUACACCGCUGAGCUCCGCAUGCCCCGCAGCUCCACCCCGGAGGAGCGCACGCAGCGUGUGCAGGAGGUCAUGCGACAGGUCGGCUUGGCCCACGUGAGCGGGGUGAUUGUGGGCAGCCCCGUUAAGAAGGGCAUCAGCGGAGGGGAGCGGAAGCGCCUCUGUGUGGCCAUGGAGCUGCUCACGAAGCCCGCACUGCUCUUCCUGGACGAGCCCACCAGCGGCCUGGACAGUGUGACGGCGCUGUCGCUGUGUCGGCUGCUGCGCAGGCUGGCUGCCAGUCGCACCUGCGUCGUGGUGUGCACCAUCCACCAGCCCCAGGCCAAGAUCUUCCACCUGUUCGACCAGCUCAUGUUGCUCAACCGGGGGGAGGUGGUGUACCAGGGGCCGGCGCAGGGGGCACUGGAGUUCUUUGACCGCUCCGGCUUCCCCUGCCCCGCCUACGAGAACCCCGCAGACCACUUCCUAGACGUGAUCACACCCAACAUGACGGACAGCCUGGAGGACCUAGCCCUCAAGGAGGCGGCCCUGCGGCGGCACUACCAGGCCCCGCCCGUGGAGCACCUGCUGGACAUCCCCAAGCCGCUCAUCCUGCCACGCGACGUCACGCCCUGGCACGUGCAGUUCCGCGUGCUGCUGCGUCGCAGCCUCAAGGAGACGUGGCGCAAGCGUAGCACCUCGUACGUGCUAAUGGCGCAGACGAUUGUGAUGGCGGUGCUGAUUGGCACCGUGUUUUUGAGGAUUGGGACCUCCCAGACGUCGACGGUACGGCGCCAGCCGGUGCUGUUCUUCACGGUCAUUAACCAGGGUAUGUUUGGCGCCCUCAUCGUCAUCAACUCGUUCCCCUCGGAGCGCAUGCUCUCCCUGCGCGAACGCGCCGCGGGCACCUACCACGUGAGCGCCUACUUCCUCGCCAAGAUCACGGCGGAGACCCUCUCGCAGCUGCCCGUGCCUAUUGUCUUCUCCUGCAUUGUGUACUGGCUGGUGGGCUUCCAAGCGGUCGCCUCCAAGUUCUUCAUCUUCAUGGGCUUCAUGGUGCUCUGCUCCACCGCGGCGACCAGUCUGGCGCUGGCGGUGUCGGCGGUGGCGCGGACGACCGACAUGGCUGUGACGAUCCUGCCCAUGGUGCUGGAGAUCUGCCGUCUCUUUGGUGGCUUCUUCCUGUCGCCCGCCAACCUGCCCAAGUACUUUUCCUGGCUGGACGCCCUGUCGUACUGCAAGUACACGUACGUGGGUAUCUCCCUCAACGAGCUCCACGGCCUGGACCUGCACUGCACCCCCAACCAGCUCAACGCGGCCGGGCAGUGCCCCAUCACACGCGGCGAGCAGACGAUCAAGUCGCUGGGUCUGGACUACAUCAGCAUCGCCGACUGUGUGGGCAUCCUGAUUGGCUACAUUGUGAUUUGCCGCAUCAUAGCCUACCUCGGAGUGCGCUUCCUGAAGCACUGAAAGCACUGGAGGGGCCGUGAGCAAGAGGGGUGAGCUUGGCAUGGUGUAGCAUUUGGAGGCGGCAGUGAGGGAGGUAUGGCGCGUUGGGGCUGUGCCAAUCCAACUGGGUGUUUUGUGGUUGCUUGGAGAAUGCAAAUGGGUGUGUUGGAUUGCGUUUUGUGAGGCCAGGGACUCGCCUUGUUAUAUUCGCAUUACACGUCACAAGGCGUGGCAAGUAGAUAGGGGAUAGGGGAGGUAUAGGAUAGCUCUUGAGCAUGGAUGUCCGGCUGAAUGUGAAUAUCAACGUGCGAGUGGACCCAUGGGACACUCAUGGACUGCAUGCGUUGCAUGGGCCUAGCUGCGUAGUAGGUUACAUUCGUGGGCGUUCUGGCUGGGGUUUUCUUUGUUCUGGAUAUUAGACUGCUGGGAAAGGCAGGAGAAGUGCUUUAGGGUCCCUAGAUUGUGUAUUACAACACAGGAUUUUGGUGGCGCUUGUUACCGCGCGUUACCGGCAGUGGAAAGUGCAGACGGGCAUACACCGUGAGGGGAUCACGGCAUGGCUUACGGAUCAAGCGUGGCAGUAGCCAUUAACAGAGAGCAUGUUUAGCGUUAGAAACCUAAUCGUUUAGAAACUCCUUCCAGUGUCGAGGGCGAGAGCCCCUUUGCUGCUUUGCUAUGUAUCUAUAUACUCCGGUGCCUGUCCUAUGGUGCUGGAAGCAAACUCAACACCGCGUAGAACAAGUCUGUACCGGUAGCCAUUAUUGCGUUCGACUAUGUUUGUAUUGGAUAUCUGGAUUCAACCGGCAUUGCAUGUGCUGUGAUGCUGUUGAUGCCCAUGGGUAGCUGCCAGACGCUUUUCCUCGGAAGGUUCUGCGCUGGGCGCCUGCAUGUACUAGUAAUAUUCCCUAAUAUGCGUGGGGCUCGUACUCGACUGUUCGUACUGCCCUUUUUCAUAAUUUUCCUACGAUUGGCACAAAGGCCUCAAGGCCAUACGUUCUGUUUAAUGGGUUGCGAAGUGGCUUCAAACAGGUAUGUGUUCAACUGCUCAUGCAGAUGAAGGCUGUUAAUACGUCGUACAAUCCUCCCGUACAAGGGUACAAUCAUCUGUGAUGUGCUGUCAUGGCGCUUGAUUAGUGCGCUUCUAUGUCUUAACUGAUGCUUCUGUUGCAUGGCAAUUUAUCGCCUUUCACAUAAUGACUUCUGUAGGGGCUCAGCAGCUUUCCUGUAACGUACGCAACUGCCG
Astrephomene gubernaculifera is the source of this 3191-nucleotide messenger RNA. The record is from the annotation of a GenBank genome assembly. NCBI's taxonomy places the organism in Eukaryota, Viridiplantae, Chlorophyta, Chlorophyceae, Chlamydomonadales, Astrephomenaceae.